AUGACGGACGAGAUUCAAUUCGUUCCCAACUCGAGCGGUCGGCGAUGGCCGCUGUUGGCGUAUCGAGGGUAUCUCUACCUCCACAAUAGAGCUAAUCCACAGACUUCCUAUUGGCGCUGUAUUAAUGCGCAUAAGGAACAACACUGUAGUGUUCGACUAACGGUUAAGGGAGAUCUCAAUGGUGACCCUAAGGACCUCACGGUCACCAACCUACCAUUGAGGGAACACGUUUGCGGCGAACCAAACUCGAACAUUCGACAGGUCUGCGCUGAAAUGGAGUUUGCGGCGAUCAAUGACGUGGAUUUGAAGAUACCGGAGAUCUACGAUAAAACUGUGGUUGACCUUCCGGAAGAGGUUGUAGAAAGACUGCCGAAGCGGGAAUGUGUGGAGAAUAGCUUACGACGAGUUAGACAAAAAGUAGCUGCUGUGAACAACGCAGCUCGCCCGA
Molecule: messenger RNA, 448 nt
Organism: Perkinsus marinus ATCC 50983
Lineage: Eukaryota; Perkinsozoa; Perkinsida; Perkinsidae
Exons: 1
Source: RefSeq, a predicted model, not a curated record